Messenger RNA from Racocetra persica, 195 nucleotides. The record is from the annotation of a GenBank genome assembly. Lineage: Eukaryota; Fungi; Glomeromycota; Glomeromycetes; Diversisporales; Gigasporaceae.
AAAUACGAGGAAUUUCUCCAGAAAAAGACAAUACUUGAAGCAUUAGAGUUAGCUCUGAAUGAUAAAAUUAAGUCUUUAGAAGCCGAGAAAGGAAGAAAUGAAAAAAAGAUUAAAUGUUUGAAAAAUGAUUUAAAACAAAUACACGAUGAAAGUGAUGUAGUCGAAAAGAGAUUAAAAAAGAUUAAUGAUAAUUGA